AUGAGCUUAGGUGCCUGCCUCAAGCACUCCAAGAAGUUGAUGAUACUUUGGGAUGAAACCCUGUGUCAAAGGCUCUGGUGUGUUUUCGAAUUGGCUGCAUUUCUUAAAACCCACGAAAACGGUGACUUGCUGAUACAGCCCUUCGACCUCACUCAUUUCCUUUGCUGGAGAUUUCUGGUCAACACGCUGGUUUAUGGCGGUGGCCUUGUCGUCCCAUAUUCCAAAAACUUGAACGAGAAUGUCGCCACUGUGUUGAUGUUCGUUCUUGGAACCUGUGCUCAAGGAUGGCUCAUGGCCACGAUCUUGCGCCGUUUCUCUCAGGGCGUUGAAACCAUGCAGAAGCAGUUGGCGAGCUUCACAGUGGCAGGGGCUCAAUGCUAUUGCUGCUUCGUCAAUCACCGGACACCCGAUGGAGACAUACCGUGCGACCGCCAAGUCCUGCAAAAGUGUAUCCGGCAUUGGUUUGGCUCGGUGGAGGAAUUUGAGAAAGUGGUGCAGACCCGGGUGAGGGAUGCCUUCAAUAAGCAUUUGGGCAGACACUUCUGUCCACUCCCUUGGUUGUUUGCGGGCGAAGUCACCAUCCUCUGGCAACAGAUGGACCGGGCCGCUUCCAGACUGCACGAAGAGGAUACACGCGGAGCACUGGGCCGUUUGAUUCUGGGUUUCAGCUUUCUAUUUCUGUCCAACCCACUGGGCUUUGGCGCGGUCACCUUGUUUCUCCGAUACAAGCCCUGUGAUGGCCUUGUUCUCAAGCUGCUGGUCAUGGCACUUUGUAUGUCUUUGGUCUUUGGGAUUCAUUGGCUUUUUGAAGCAUGCCAUGAUUAUGCUGGAGAACUAUGGGGAUCCGUGAUCUUUGCAGGAGCCCUUCUGCUGCCCAGCAUCAUCCUCUGGCGCGCCUCUGCUCACGGUUGA
This is a messenger RNA of Durusdinium trenchii, 912 nucleotides long. NCBI's taxonomy places the organism in Eukaryota, Dinophyceae, Suessiales, Symbiodiniaceae. The record is from the annotation of a GenBank genome assembly.